Pelmatolapia mariae (spotted tilapia) is the source of this 4871-nucleotide messenger RNA. RefSeq lists its product as uncharacterized. Gene Ontology annotation, molecular function: nucleic acid binding. The transcript is spliced from 3 exons. Bases 3311 to 4471 code for a protein of 386 amino acids. Lineage: Eukaryota; Metazoa; Chordata; Actinopteri; Cichliformes; Cichlidae. The record is from RefSeq and is a predicted model, not a curated record.
ACAUGAGAAACAUUACACUUUUUUAAUGUCUGUGCAGUUACUGUGAAGCUAAAACCAGCAUCUGGUUACUGCUGUGCUCGGGCUGUAGAUAACCUCGCUGACAUGGCAACAAGACAUUUUUAUCUCUCAGUUUCUGUACUGAUUAGGCAAACACUGAUUAGGUGUUAAUUAGAAGUUCUGGCUGCCAAGUUAAGAAAAUUGGUUUGCAGAAUUUGUUUAAUAUUUUUCAGUGGCACUGAUCGUCUCAUCUAAUUCUUGGGGAAAGAAAGUAAGUAGCAUACCGCCCACCUUCUUGAACUAUGCCUUCACUAUUUUAGACCUGAUAUGUGUAUUAAAAAAUACUUCUUGAAUUGUUUGAAACACUUUAAAACCACAUUGGCAAUACAAGAAGAACAAUAUGUUUUUCCUGUAUAUUCACUGUAGAAAAUCUUGAAAUCACUAUCUUUUUCUGAUCUUUGUGUGAUGUUUUUUCUCACUGAAUUUAGCUAUAACACUGAUUUAUGGCAGUGGAUGUUAAACGGGAUAUAUGACAGAUUCCAAUUGGUGUAUUGAUUGAGUUUUACAAUUAGAUUUGAGAUGUACUCACAAUUUCACACUAAAGCAGUAAACAUGCAGACCUUCCAUAUUUGCUUCUGUAUCAUGCACUGAAAUACAUUUUUAAAAAAUGGAGAUUUUCCAGCACAGUUUUGUGACUUUUAAAAUCACGACUUUAAAUUGUGAAUUUAAAUUCGCGUGACAUCUUUGUAUUUCUAAAAUUUCCUUUAUUUAAGGUGUUUACGUGUGUAAAACAGUAAUUACACCAACAACAAAUACUGACCACUGCUGUAGUACAAUUAACCAGGUGUAAAGUUGUAAAGUACUUUAAUUAGUUCCGGAUUAUUGUGUAAUUUAAUGUAAAAAUCUCGUACAUUUGAUGCACAUUAAACAAGAUAAAAUAUGGCAGCAUACUUUGAUUUAUAUGUUCAAAAAAUGUCAAAAUCCAGUUUAUAAACUAGCAAAUGGGUUUAUCAUUAUGAAAAUAUCCUGUUAAUUUGAGAUUAUUAUGUUAUAUAAGCUGUUAAAUGUAACUUUACAUCAAAAUCUUGAAUAAACAACAGAUCUUCACAUUUAAAGAAGGUAAGCCCACAUAUGAAAUGAUUGGAUUUAUUUAACACCAUAAAAUAUAAUUCCCCAUUGUAAUAUACUGUUAAUUUAUGGUCAUAGUAAGUUUAAUAUGAUUCUUUAUAAAAAACUUCACAUUGAAAUAUGAAAUAUUUCACAGAAGUUUACUGUAAAAAAAAAAAGUGCGCACUAAUUACAUUGCUGGAUUUAACUUGGAAAAAACUAUUUUAAAAUGGUUAACCUUGAUUAUGCUAUUAUUAUUAUACUUAAAACAAGCUGCUGUCAUAUGUAAUAUGUUUUUUACCACAUGAAAUAAUUGGAUGGACAUUUUAAAAAUAUGCUGUUAAUUAAAGAUCACAUUUAAAAAAACAAAAAAACAAAAACUUGUUAAACCUUUAUUUUAAUAAGGUUAUCAGCAUAACAUUUACCAAUGUAUAUUUGAAAUCAUUUAAAGGAUUCUUCCAAUUUUAUGACUAUGCACUGUCAUGAAGGAUUUAAUGACUGCUAUAAGACCCAUUCAUUACUUCACCUUUCCUCUAAGAAAUUAUCACCUGUUUAAAGUUUAAAAAAAAAAAAAAGUAUUUUGCUUGCAGCAUUGUGGUCAAAUGACGAAUCAUGAAAUGAUGAGUUUGCUUUACAAUGCCAUCAUCAAACCAUUAGAACACACUUUUUGUGUGCAACAUUUAAUCAUCAUACAAGAAACUGAACACUUUUACACAAAGGUGACUCAUACCACACCGUUUUCUCCUGGUACCUCAGACACCACCAAAAAACACACACAAAAGAGAAGUUGCAGACCUUGUGCUGCAGGCACAUCACAAAAACAGCAAAAAAGUCCACUCAUACACAAAUAAACUGUGUUUCAGUCCAGGUACAAUAUACAGCAGUGCCAUAUUCAAACAGAACCAGCUGAAUGCUUUAAAGGAACCUGGUGCAAAAAUCACACACAUACAAAAAAGACCUACUUGUACACUCAUAAACUGUCGUCCAGGUACAAUAUAUAGCACUGUCAUAUCCAAACAGAAUUAAAUAGCUGGUAUCCUUGAAGGACUUUGUGUUGUACAGACUUUUGCAAAUGUGAAAGAGUGCAUAACUUUCAUGCAAAGACCCAUCCUUUCUUUGUACGACAAUGAAACACCAGAAUAAACUGCAUCCUCCAAAACUGGCAGAUGUUCAGUCAGUAGUAGGACACAAACAUCAACAUAACACCACCAGAAGAUUGUGAUGUGGCCAUACCCAAUGGUCUGACCCACAGAUAAUAUGAAGUACUCUGCUGCCAAAGAAGAACUUCCUCUGGUACACAUAAAUAAGACAGGGAAUCAUUAACUGUUAGCCACAGACUGUAGGGUCAGUGUGUCUGACUGUAUUUCAAUGUUGAAUCCCGACCUUCAUAUCCCCUGUUGACCUUGAUAUCCCUGCUUGUUCAACAACAAGAAACCAAAAACUGUAUCAUGCAUGAACUCAAAUUGAGGUAAAUAUGACACUGCUGUAGAAAUUUCUCAUUCCUGUCCUUUAAUGUGCUGGGAAAUCAGAGGGAAAAGGCCAAUACAGAACUUGCUGGAGAAUCAUCAGAAUUUUACAUUUUCUUUAACAUCAAGUAAUCUAGUAGAAGCUGUCUGUAAAUGAAUGGUUAUCUUAAAAAAAAACCUGUAAACAGCUCAAACAGGAAAAAACUGGGACUCCAAGUCUGACAUUACAAAGAUUCAAUUUAUGAGGCCCCCUUUAAUCUGAUGCAUGUGCUUCAACUCAGAGAACCAAAAAAGGCUGUGUUAGCUUAGCUUAGCUUUACCAGCAAUUUGUACUGGAAUGGGGGGAAAUUCCUUCAUGUGUUCAGCCAUGGAAUAACAACCACCAGGACAGAUCGUAAAUAAUAUGGGGUCAUCUUACAGUUUUUUUUAAUUGGUUUGGCGCAGUUUUCACAAGCAAUUGGUACAUUUUCAAUACUCUUCUUACUUAUAUCACAACAGAUCAUCAAAAGUGCACCUUUUUCAAACAUUUCAGCAUAUUUCCAAUUGUGUUAGUACAAUACACAUAAUGACAAAAUAUCCUUUUCACUACACAAAAUAAGUGUUUCAUCUAAAUAAAUGUUUCGUUCACAGUUACUGCCUUUCAUAAUGUUAUCACUAUAAAAUUUUUGAUUUGCAUCUCUUAUCAUUCAGUUUAAUACAUUUGUCUGUCAUUCAAUUCAACUGAUCUUAAUGUUUAAUCAAUGAAUCAUUCAUUAUGUCCAUGGAUUUUCAACUUGACUGAUUGUUGUCUGGUCAUUUGUAAGUUACACAUUGCUGCAAGAGCUUUCAAUCUAGAAAUACUAAUUGCUAAUUGUUUCCCCCUGAUGAUCACAAUUAGUUACCAUAUAAGUAGAACUGUGUUUGAGACUUUGCACUGUUCAAAUAUGGAGCAGGGUAGACUCGUAGGGAGAGGAAACCUUCAUCGAAGAGGUGGUGGUGCUCCUCGACAGAGAGGUGGGCACAGACAAAGAGAAAGAGGUGGUGGUGCUCCUCGACAGAGAGGUGGGCACAGACAAAGAGGAAGAGGUGGUGGUGCUCCUCGACAGAGAGGUGGGCACAGACAAAGAGGAAGAGGUGGUGGUGCUCCUCGACAGAGAGGUGGGCACAGACAAAGAGAAAGAGGUGGUGGUGCUCCUCGACAGAGAGGUGGUCUUCAGAGAAAUGUAGGCAGAAGACAACGCACCAUCAUGUCUAAUGAAGUCCGGGCCAUCAUUGUUGACCAUGUGGUUAACAGAGGCUUUACCAUGGCUGAGGCUGCCAGGUUGGUACAGCCUAAUUUACAAAGGUCAACUGUCAGCUCUAUCAUCCAAACUUUUCGCCAAGAAAACCAAAUUAACAGGAGACAACCUGGUGGUGGUCGCCCACGUGUUUUGACUGACCAGCAGGAGUUGGCUGUGGUGGAAAUGGUCAGGGCAAGGAAUGACAUACGGCUGUCUGAAAUCAAACAGGCUAUUGAGAACAGCAAUGACACCUUUGCCAAUGUGCCAUCAAUUAGCCUUCCAACGAUUGCCCGGCUUUUGAAGAAGCACCAGGUUUCCAUGAAACAAAUUUACUUGGUUCCUUUUGAGAGGAACAAUGUCCGGGUGAAACAACUGCGUUCAGAAUAUAUUCAGAGGGUGAUGGAGCUGGACGCUGCUGUGAAUCAUCACAAGUAUAUUUUCGUUGAUGAGGCCGGUUUCAAUCUGGCAAAAACUAGACGCAGAGGACGUAACCUUAUUGGACAAAGGGCUACCAUCCAAGUCCCUGGACAACGUGGGGGAAACAUCUCAAUGUGUGCAGCUAUAUCUGAAGAUGGUGUGGUAGGCUGUAGACCAGUUCUAGGGUCAUACAACACUGAACACCUGAUAGUUUUUUUUAAAUGAACUGGAGCAGGCCUGUCAGGGAGAAGACAUCGUCUAUGUUGUUGUGUGGGACAAUGUCAGCUUCCACCAUGCACAGCUGGUUCAGGAAUGGUUUCAAACACAUCCUCGCUUCAUGACCCUCUAUCUUCCACCAUAUUCCCCUUUCCUCAACCCAAUUGAGGAAUUCUUCUCUACAUGGAGGUGGAAGGUGUAUGAUCGCCAUCCCCAUGAGCAUGUCUCCCUUCUUCAAGCCAUGUGUGAAGCUUGUGGUGAUAUAACUGCUGAGCAAUGUCAAGCCUGGAUUCGUCAUGCCAGGAGAUUUUUCCCACGGUGCCUGAACAACGAAGACAUCCACUGUGAUGUUGAUGAAAAUUUAUGGCCCAAUGUUAAUGACCGGCUUGAUUAAAUGUGUAAAAGUGAU